AGUUGGACCUUGGAUACUCCCCCUUUCAUGCCAUCUACAGAUCAACAGCAGCAACAGGAGGUUGGCCCUGAGGACUUUACCGAUACCGACCCGGAAACACAAGCCUUCCGAGUCCCUCCAAAUCAGAUGAUUAGGGAGGGUAUGGUCCCCACCGAUUUCCAAACCCAGCUUAUCAGCGAACUCGACCUUGGUAUGACCGGGAAACCUACUAUGGGUGAAUACGUUAUUGCCAACCCUAAUGACAGUUUCGGAUCGAGAGACGAGUUGUUGAGGAUCCUGACUGCCAUUAGAUUGGCCGCUAAGAUUGUGAGUAGGGAGAUUAACAAAGCUGGAGUAUCCACUCAAGUGUUGGGCUUGGCCAACAACACUAAUGUCCAAGGAGAGGCUCAGACCAAGCUGGACGUCUUUGCGAAUAAACUUUUCGUUCAGUGCUUGCGGAAUAGGGAUGUUGUGUGUGGUAUGGUCAGUGAGGAAGAAGACGAUAUCAUUGAGGCCGGUUCUCAUCAGCAGAAGAAAUCUAACAGGUAUAUAGUUCUGAUGGAUCCUCUCGAUGGUAGCAGCAAUAUCGACGUGAAUGUCCCCGUUGGAACUAUAUUCUCGGUACUACGUAGAGCUUCUGAGGUCAAUCAUAAGCCUAAGAUUGACGAUUACCUCCAGAAAGGGAGGAAUAUAAUGGCUGCGGGGUAUGUCCUAUACGGCUCGUCUACUAUGUUGGUGAUGAGUACCGGUAAUGGUGUUCAUGGAUUCACCCUUGAUCCGUCCAUCGGGACAUUAUAUCUCACUCACCCUCAUAUGAGGUUCCCUAAGAGCCGCAAGAAUGAGUGCUAUUCUAUUAAUGAGGGUAACUAUAAUGACUUUUCACCUGGUGUGCGGGCUUAUCUUGACUUGAUGAAGGAGAGGAAGGUGACUGCAAGAUACGUCGGGAGUUUGGUCACCGAUUUUCACCGUAACCUCAUCAAAGGGGGUAUCUACAUCUACCCUCCAACCCAGAAGGCGCCUAAUGGGAAGUUGAGGUUACUCUAUGAAGUUGCUCCAAUGUCGUUCUUAGCCGAGCAAGCAGGAGGUGCGGCGAGCACUGGUACCAUUCCUUGUCUUGAUGUCCAACCCACCGAUAUUCAUCAGCGUGUGCCGAUGUUUGUUGGGCCGAAGUACAUGGUAGAAGAAGCGGUGGAGAUGGUGAAGAAGUACGACAGUUGAAGAGGAGAUAUGAACUAUUUAUUUUGUUGAAUGAUUUGGAUUUUGCGUAACUUUUUAUCUCAUCCUUAUUUAGUCAUCCGUGACAUUUUUCAAGUU
This is a messenger RNA of Perkinsus marinus ATCC 50983, 1293 nucleotides long. Its product is annotated as fructose-1,6-bisphosphatase, putative. Gene Ontology annotation, cellular component: cytoplasm; cytosol. The record is from RefSeq and is a predicted model, not a curated record. Bases 28 to 1197 code for a protein of 389 amino acids. NCBI's taxonomy places the organism in Eukaryota, Perkinsozoa, Perkinsida, Perkinsidae. The transcript is spliced from 10 exons. Gene Ontology annotation, molecular function: fructose 1,6-bisphosphate 1-phosphatase activity. Gene Ontology annotation, biological process: sucrose biosynthetic process; fructose metabolic process; gluconeogenesis.